Messenger RNA from Ruditapes philippinarum (Manila clam), 1630 nucleotides. RefSeq lists its product as uncharacterized. The transcript is spliced from 2 exons. Bases 179 to 1630 code for a protein of 483 amino acids. Lineage: Eukaryota; Metazoa; Mollusca; Bivalvia; Venerida; Veneridae. The record is from RefSeq and is a predicted model, not a curated record.
UCUAAUUAAUCAAUUAUAUCAAGUCUACACGUCAACAUUUUUGAAAAAUCAUAACAAAGAUUGAUCUAAAUAUUUUCUAAGCAAAGCACUAAAAUGCUUAUGUCAUAAGUCGAUACAUCAGUCCGCGUAGCAGACGAGCGCAUUCAGCGUCUUUUGUAAAUAAUUCAAAGUUUAAGAAAUGAAUGACAACGCUAAACAGUGGUCUGACGAUACCGCAGUUGAUACAGAAGUUCAAUCAUUAGACAAACUGUUUCUAGAAAAGGAAGAAUUGGUAUCUAAGUAUAUUCAUGAGAUGGAACAGUUUUCAGGCAAUAGAAGUUCAUUUGAUAGAAAUCUAUGGAUAUUGAGAAAAGAAAUGCUUCGUCUGAUGCAAAGUGACAUUGAACUUUGGAAGAAACUACAAGAACUUGAUGCCUUGUUAGCUGCCGUCAAGGAGGACAUUUUACCUCAGAAUUUUGGUUAUGCUUGCUCCGGUACUUUGUCGUCUGCUUCAUCCGGAACUGAAAGUUUUGUGUCGGCGGAAGAAUACAAUGAUGUGAUAUUUUCUGUUCCAAAUGAAAACCGAGUAAAGAUAUGGAUUGAAAAUAGUGACUUUUGCAAUAGUGAUUAUACAAAAAACUUACCAAAAGAUGAGAAUGAUAGAUUUAGGUCUGAGGCUUUUAGUGAUAUUGAUUUAAAUACCAACACAGAAUGGCUUGUUCAAGAAAAUCUACAUAAAUCAUACAUAAUUGACCAGCUUCUAAAUAGUUUCAGAAUAUCAAAAUCAGUUUCGAACAAAAAGGAAAUUAACAAAAAGUGUAGCAUUAAUUAUUUACAGGGACUAUUGAAUUCAUAUUUACUGGGACCUACAAUUUUUGUGGAUUUGAAAAGGCCGCUUAUUAUGAAAUCUAUGAGGGAAAUCGAGAUUUCUUCCAGAGAGGACAUUACGUAUUAUAAGUCAUCACUACGUUUGCUGGGUUCUAUUCGAAUGCAAAGCAGAAUAUUCGAACCCAGCCUUACAAAAUGGAGACCUUUCGCAUUGUCCCAAACCUCGGACAGUUUCAUUAUUGUUCCUCCUACAUCAUUUUCGAAUAUUCAACCAAGACCAAAAUUACAUAGACUAGCAAGUGUUUCGGACAGUGGACGUGUAUAUAUAACGACUUUCUUAACAGACACAGAAGAAAAUCCAGAAAAUAAUAAAUUGGAUGCAAACGAAAAUUGCUUAAAAGAAAGCUUAAAUAAUAUAGACAUUUCUAAAGAAUUGCUUAUUACAGCAUGUAAAGAAUCAGACCAUACCGCGUAUUCUUUAGCAGAGGUAUGUGACGUCACCAAUGACAACAAUGAAACUAAAAGUGAUACAGAAAAAGAAGCUUCAGAAGUGAAUGUAGACGUAAUAAGUUCAGAAUUUCUAGAGCUUAAAGACGGAUUCAUAACAUGUCGCAUUUUAAUACCUGGUACAGAUGAAGAUCUGAAUCCACCGUUGCUCGACCAGGACGAGUUUGAAUAUCUAAUCAUAGAUGACGGUCGAGUCACGUUUACACCGCAUGAAAGAGACGCUGACAGUGGGGAAACAUACUUUUUAGGGUGGUUGUUCGAGAACAAAAAGGGCGACGAAGAAACGUAUUAUAUUUUCCCAAAAACAAAAUUUUAA